Vitrella brassicaformis is the source of this 2334-nucleotide messenger RNA. The record is from the annotation of a GenBank genome assembly. NCBI's taxonomy places the organism in Eukaryota, Vitrellaceae.
CUUGGUUUGGUCAUUCUAUCGGUAGUCCACAUCUCACUAGCCCUCAGGCCGCACAACCGUCGCUUGCCGCUUCGAUUUUCGUCGAGCUGCCCCUGCACGUCCCUGCAAGCAAGCUCCCAAGUGGCUGUUGACGAGAUGGCGUCGUCGUCGGUGGUGCCGCUGAAGCCCGUCGAGACGAUGGCUGAGCUGUGCGAGGGCGAGGACAUGAAGCAUGCCCCUGGCGAGAAGCUCAGCUGGGUCCACAUGAUACUCGCCCACCGAUACCAGAGGUAGGGUAGGCAGGUGGGCAUGGCAGGCAGACCACGCAAUGCAAGGCACCAAUGCACUCACGUACACACAUGAGUGGGGCGGCAAGGAGGGCACCGGUGUAGACUUGUGUUGUGUUGUGUAGUGUGUGGUGUGUGUCGUGUUGCGUGUUGCAGGCACAUGCUGCUCACACUGGUGCGAGGCGGGAUGUGCGUGUGGUGGAUGCCCCGGCCGGAUGUCUGUCUGUCUGUCUGUCUGUCUGUCUGUUGGUUGUGUGUGCAGAUGGAUGAGUUGAAGAACAUGCCCCCGGACGCCACGGCCGACUCGGAUGCGGUCACCAAGAUCCGCGGGAUGUGGAAACUCUACCAUGCCGACUUCAAGCACCACGCCCACGCCGAAGACACAGUGAUCUGAUCCACACGCAGGGAAAAGAGUACCUUCUGCAUCCGUGUGUGUGUGUGUGCACAGAUCAUGUUCUCCGGUCUGAAGGAGCUGGCUGAGGGCGACGAGAAGACCAAGAUGCAGGAAGUGCUCGACACCCUCGCCAAGGAACACGGGUACCUCCCUCCACAGCCAUCGAGGCAGCACCAGCAUGUGGAUUGCUCUCCUGCGUAUGUGUGUGUUUGCUGCUGCAGUGAGUUGGGCGUGUUGGAGAAGGCUUUGCAGGACGCCUUUGCGGCCGACUUCACCCCCGAGAACAAACGCACUGCCCUCCUCGACGACCUCCGCAAGUUCGCUGCAGGUGACUAAAUGACCGGCACGGAGGAUGUGCGUGUGCGAUUGGGUGGAUGGUGGUCAUCCGAUCCGUCCAUCGGUCAGUGUACCACAACCACACGUAUGACGAGGAGCAUCUGCUGCUGCCGCUGGCUGAGGCCAUCGAGAAGGGCGACAAGAAAGACGACGCCGUGGCACUGCAGAAGCGCGUGGGCAAGUACUUCUCAUCGCAGGUGCGUCGUGGGUUGCCAGGGGAUGGAAGGAAGGCAGAAUGUGAUGUGUGCUGCCGUGUGUGUGUUGUGCGCAGAAGGAGCUGGGCUAUGGCCUGCAGGCCAUGAUGGAGCUGGCUCGCACGCACCCCAAGGUAACACUGCAGCCACACAAGUGGACGGAUCUGCUGUGUGUGUGAUGUGUGUGGUUCUUCAGGACCAGGCGAUCUACGAGAGCUCCAUGUCGUGGUUCCUCCGCGGCCCCAUCACAUUCAUGGCACGUCCAACACAAAACGACACAGCACCCUGACACACCAUAGCCUCCAUCCACCGGUCUGUCUGUCUGCCUGUCUGUCUGUCUGUGCGUGCUGGUGUGGUCAUUGAUUCGUCAGACGGGUUUCUCGGGCACGAGUCACGAGUUUCACAAGCUCUUCCCUGCGCCCAAGGAGCCCAUCGAGGCCGCAUUCACGGCAGCACUGCAGUGACACAGCACCCACACACACGUGUGCCGUGCCGAAUCACACAGAAGAGGAGGAGUGAAGGGGGAGGAGGCUGGUCGGUCGGUCGGUCGGAUGGCAGUUUAGUGGCGAAAUGCAUGCAUAGUGCAUGAUUUAUACACACCUAUGUAUGUCUGUAUGGAUGGGUGUAGCUAGAUGGGGAGGGGAGUGAACGGGGGAUUAAAGCCACGUGGGGUGGGCAAGAAGGAAGGCCUCGUGCUGCUUGUUUCAAGUGCCUGCCUGCCUGGCUGUCUGUCUGCCUGGGUUGUGACAUGCAUGGAGCGAGCGGCCCAGCCGUCCUUGAUACGUACGUCUGUUGACGAGCUCAUGGAUAUAUGUAGGCAUGUUUUGUCUUUUGGUGCUGCCGUAGGUGGGUAGGUGGGGGUCCCCUGUUGGACAGUGAACCAAACAGACAAGUAGGAGCGACACCUGCAUAGAUGGGUCGAGCCCCACCAUCGCCCAUGGAUGGACGUGAUGUAUAUGGGAUGCUCACGCACACAUGGCCAGUGGGUGGGUGGAUGAGUGAGUGCAUUCCAUCGUCUGUGGUGGGCGUGUGUGAUGCGAUGCGCUGGUUGUGCGGUGCGGUUGGUGCGUCGAACGCCUACACACACAUCUCAUUCAAUCAUGUUGACGGACAUGGAUGUGCAGUCCGUGAAUGCGAUGCCGUC